Molecule: messenger RNA, 2348 nt
Organism: Harpegnathos saltator (Jerdon's jumping ant)
Lineage: Eukaryota; Metazoa; Arthropoda; Insecta; Hymenoptera; Formicidae
Product: cytochrome P450 9e2-like
Exons: 2
Coding region: 387-2033 (548 amino acids)
Molecular function (GO): oxidoreductase activity, acting on paired donors, with incorporation or reduction of molecular oxygen; iron ion binding; heme binding
Source: RefSeq, a predicted model, not a curated record
AAAUAUUGGGUAGUAUAUAUAAAAGCAGGAAAGACGCCUCCAUCUCUCCAAAUAGAACUUAACUAACUUAACUUAACCUAAAUCAACUUUGCAUUUUUGCAUUUAGCUCCACGUUGUGAGUUUUUCAACAAUCAUGCGGAAAUUCGAUGUAUUAAGGGAAAUAUUAUCUCUAAAAAAGUGCUAAAAUGUCUUCUCGGACCGAAACGGGAUUCUCUCUCUGAGAAAUUCGCUAUAAUUCGAUUUUGCAAAAAAGUUGUGUACUUCUGAAUGACAUGUUUAAACUGAUUGUUAUAUGCGACUAUUCGCUACUAGCUCGCAUAAAUUGCUGAUACAACGGCCUAUAAUAGUUCCGACAAGCGUUUCUUUUGUGUCCCCUCUACUAGUGCAUGAUAAGAUUUGCGCUGAUGAUACGUAUCUGUACUUAUAACAUAUUGUGCCGCGAAAGACGUAGCCAUUCGUUCUCGGCCAUAUUGAUCACAAUGGAGUCGUCGUCUUCGUCAUCAUUAUUCUCGUUGCCCUUCGUGUUUUUGUUGAUCACAUUGGUCAUAAUCAGUGUAAUGAAAGUUAUCGCUUUUGUGUACCGUCAGUUUACGUAUUGGAUGAAACGAGGUGUUCCUCACAUACUCAGCUUCGGAAUGUUCUGGACUAUGUUUUUGCGACGCCUGAAUUUCGCCGAAUACUGCCAGUACCUCUAUAAUUAUAUGCCAGACGCCAAGUACAUUGGCCUGAUGAGCAUGGGUACACCUCUCGUCCUCCUGCGCGACCCUGAGCUGAUUAAGAAUGUAAUGGUAAAAGACUUCGAGCACUUCCCGGAUCACAAAACCUUCUUGAACGAAGAGGUAGAUCCGUUGUUCUGUAAGAACAUCUUUUCCUUGCGCGGCAACCGCUGGAAAGAAAUGAGGAGUACGCUGAGCCCUUCCUUCACCGCCAGCAAGAUGAAGGUUAUGUUCGAGCUAGUGUCCAAGUGUUCAUGCGAGUUUACCAAAUACCUAUCCGAUCAUCCUGAGCGGUGCUCCUCCAUUGACGCAAAAGAGGCUUUCAGACGAUACACUACCGACGUGAUUGCUACGUCGGCCUUUGGCAUCAGCGUCAACUCCAUGAAGGAUCGGAACAACGAGUUUUUUCUCCGAGGAACUGAAGCCAGCAUGUUCGGUACUUUUAAGUUCACGUUCAUACUAAAGAUGAUAUUUCAUCGCAUAUGUCCGCGAUUGGCGAGGAUACUAGGCAUGAGUUUCAUCUCGCCGGCCACGUCGCAGUUCUUCAAGAGGAUCGUGGCGGAAAGUAUAAAUGUCCGGAAAAAGCAGGGUAUCGUACGGCCAGACAUGAUUCACUUGUUGAUGCAAGCUAGGGACAAGGAAGACCCCAAUAUGCAUGAGAUGACGUUAGACGACAUUGUCGCGCAGGCCCUAAUCUUUUUCCUCGCCGGUUUCGACACAUCGGCGACGCUCAUGUGUUUCGUCGUCCAUGAGCUCGCGGUGCAUCGAGACAUCCAAGACCGCCUGUGGGAAGAGGUGGAGAAGCACUUUGCCGAGAGAAAUGGCGAGAUCACAUAUGAGACGAUAUCGAAGAUGGUUUACAUGGACAUGGUAUUGUCGGAAGUCUUACGGAAAUACCCACCGGUGAUUUUCAUUGAUAGGCUCUGCGUCAGGAGAUAUGAGCUUCCGCCGGCGAAGCUUGGCUGCAUGAACGUCAUUGUCGAGCCUGAUUCAAUGACGAUGACGCCUGUUUACGCGCUGCAUCAUGACCCGAAAUAUUUCCCGAACCCAUCCAAGUUCGACCCCGAGAGGUUCAGCGACGAGUGCAAGGAGAACAUCGUGCCGUACACUUACUUGCCCUUCGGCUUAGGGCCUAGGAAGUGUAUCGGCAAUCGCUUUGCUCUCAUGGAGACGAAGGUGUUGGUGGCUCACCUUCUUCACAGGUUUAUAUUCAAGACUACGGAAAAGACUGUUGAACCUAUCGUUUUCGAUAAAAAGCAGUUCACGUUGCAACCUGAUGGCGGAUUCUGGAUCACCUUGGAAAAGAGGCAGAAGUAACACGGAUUGUAGGGAAUAUCGUAGGGAAGGAUAGUUUGUUUUACAUCUUCUACAGAUGUUUUAUCGUUUUAUAAGUGGGAUAUUCAACAUAUGUGUGUGCAUGUGAAUAAGACCGUUCUCGGAAGUUAGCUCUCACCGGCAGUUAAAAUUUAUAAAGUUUGUUUUCUUGCGAGCCGAAGAUCAAGCGUUUCUUUGAUAGCGUCUAUGAUAGCGAUAACAAUUAUUAUAUUUCCUUAUUGCUGAGUUGUAUCAUAUGGUUUUAAUAGCAGUCGCAUGUCAUUGUUGUUGUUUUACAUUUUUAUUUCGUUAAACUUU